GCGGCGAUGCAGCUGGAUACUUCGGGAGGCUGAUCGGCCAGCUGGAGCCUUUGCACCACCAGGUCCAGGGCGAGGUGUACGCGGUCGACUCCAGAACCAUCCACAUCCGGGGAUUCUCGUACGACGGCACCGCGCCAGACGCCUUCUUCUACGGCGGGUCGACCCCGAACCCGAGCGACGCAGGAUUCAUUAUUCCGGACGAGAACGGAGGAGUGCAGCCCCUGGGCCGGUACCGCAACCGGGACAUCACGCUGACCCUCCCCGACGGCAAGACGCUCAAGGACGUCGCUUGGAUCUCCGUCUGGUGCAGGGCCUUCGCGAUCGACUUCGGCAACGUGCGCGUGCCCGCCCGCCUCGACUACCCUCGGCCGCAGAAGAUCGACGCCCUCCCGACCUACGAGCACGGCGUCUCCUCCGACAGGAUCGUGGUGGUCGACGCCCAGACCUUCCUCAUCCCCAGCUUCAGCUACGAUGGCCAGGCUCCCGACGGCCACUUCUGGGUGGGCAAGGGCGCGAGUCCUGGCCCGGGCGGCAACAUGGUGCCCGACGAGAACGGUUCCGAGGAGCCGCUCAAGCGCUACUCCGGCAAGACCAUCGUGAUCACACUGCCCGGCGACCAGACGGUCUUCGACAUCGACUACCUGAGCGUGUGGUGCCGCGCCUUCUUCGCCGACUUCGGCCACGUGCGCGUGCCCAAGAGCCUGAACGUGCCGCCCUCGCUCAAGAUGCUGGGCGUGGCGCCGCAGACGAAGCUGAACUGUGAGGUGUUGUGGGACGACCUGGCCUUCGAGGUGCGCUGGGCCGUCGCAGGGGAGUCCAUCGUGAUGCAGCUCGUCGGCAGGAUCGACAACGGGCAGUACAUGGCGUUCGGCGCCUCGGGCUCCCUGACGAGGUCGGUGAUGGUGGGCGGCGACGUGGUGGUGGCGUGGCUGAACCAGGGCAGCGGCGAGGGCGUGGCAUCCGACUACUACCUCGGGGCGAAGGCACAGUGCCAGGGCGGAAGGGGGUCCUGCCCGGAUGACAAGAUUAGGGGCAGCAGCAACAACGUGCGCCUCCUGAACGCGGCUCUCAUCAACGACUUCACGAUGCUGACGUUCCAGCGGCCUCUGCGCGCCGUCGACGCCUCCGACGCCGGAAUCCUCACCAACGGGUCGCAGGCCGUCAUCUGGGCCGUCGGGCCUGUCAACUCGCAGGGCGACACGUCCUACCACUCGCUCAGGCUCCGAGGCGACAUGUUCAUCGACUUCGGCCGGACACCCAAGUGGAACUGCCCGCUGCCGGAGGAGCAGGGCGCCGGCGGAGGCCUCGUGUCCGGCCCCGCCACGCCCCCGCCCGCGCCGCCCACCAACAACGCCUGGUACAUCCCGCCCGUGCCCUGCUACGAGCCCGCCGACGGGGUCUUCUACGCGCAGAUCGGCCCGUCAGGAGGACAGAGCGGCUACAACGCCAUCACGGGCCACGUGGGCUGGGGCGUCGCGUGGUACAUCAACGGCCUCCUGAUUCCCGAGAUCAACGUGGUGCGAGGCAAGACGUACACCUUCGUGGUCGAGGGCGGCUACGACCCCGAACGACCCGCCCGCUACCACCCCUUCUACAUCACGGACGACCCCGAGGGCGGAUACGAGUUCAAGACGCCGGCAGAGCGAUCGCGCACGCGCGUGUUCGCGGGCGUGGGGCAGGACCGCGACGGCGUGCCGGUGCCCACGGCGUACGGGCGGCUUUGCGAGUGGACCGAGAACCCGAAUCAGCCCGCCGAUGCCUUCGAGUCCUUCGGCGCCUACCAGAGGACGCUGCAGCUGGACUGCCAGGAGGGGCAGCCCGGGAUCCUGCAGUGGACGCCCGACGCAGCCACGCCAGACACCGUCUUCUACCAGUGCUACACCCACCGCUACCUGGGCUGGAAGAUCAACGUGGUGGACGCGUGCGACUUCGAGCCCCUGGCGGCGUCGGGCACGGUCGGGCAGCCGCUGGUGGUGCCCGGGCCCGCGGAAGAUGGCGAGGACAUGGUCGUGGCCGAGUCUGCUCAGGUUUUCACUUCCGACGGCACCCGCCUGGCGCCCGAGUCACUGCCGACGCCGCCCGAGCUCACCACCAGACGCCGCGUCACGGGGGCCUCCAUCACCAACCGCCCUCAGGUGGUGCCCUUCCGAGGGGAGCUUCCGCCCCCCAUCCCCGACAGAGUACCGCACUUGCCGCAGUUCUCCCCGCAAACCCGACCGCAGAGCCGGAAAACCACGGUGCCGCCGCCGCCCCUGCCGGCCGACCUCUCGCCCGAGAUGAUCCUCCCGCAGCAGCAGGACGACCCGAGGCGGAGAGUCGCUCCCGGUUUGCUCCGCCACCAGGAGCUGUCAGCUGACAUCGGCCAGAACAGAAUCCUGGCCGUGUCGGACUUCCCGACGACCGCCGAAGCCUACGCUCCGACGCGGCCGCCCACGACGCCCCGUGCGGCUGCCUCCGCGUCAGAAGCCAGCAACAGGACCAAGCUUACUAUCCUGAAGGACGUCUGGGCCAUCCUCACGCGCGACGACCCGAGCCUCCGGCAGGAGCACCCGAGGGACGACGCCCACCCCGACCACGCCCGCGACCACCUCGAACGACAAGACCAGACGCCCUCCUCCCGCUCCUCUCCCUCGAGCGCCGCCAACCCUCCGCCCAAGGCCUCGGUCGGCGCCGCCGCGCACGCCCCGUCGCUCACCAUAUGCUCCGUCCUCAUCGCCCUCCUCGCUCUGGCAAGGUAGUCAUGAAACUGCCGCCGCUGUAUUUCCUGUCCCGGUAAUUAAUCUGUUCAGAUGUAAAGAGUUUGAUCAUAUGGCAUUUCUGUUGAAGACUGAAGCUCGAUAGAAAUUACGUUAAUUUCCUUUGGGCUUUGGGAAUCUAACACUUCACCACGAUUCUCUCCCUUUCGCCACUCUCUUGAUCAGAAUGAUAAAC
Messenger RNA from Penaeus monodon (black tiger shrimp), 2931 nucleotides. RefSeq names its product protein Skeletor, isoforms B/C-like. The record is from RefSeq and is a predicted model, not a curated record. Lineage: Eukaryota; Metazoa; Arthropoda; Malacostraca; Decapoda; Penaeidae.